GCGCGCGGGGCCAGGCGGGGCCGCGGCCGGCUCAUGGCGCCCGCGGCGUGGAGCAGCCAGGCCGGCUGGCGAGCGCACGUGGAGCUGGCGCUCGAGGCGGUGCCGGAGCCCCAGCAGCCCCCUGGGCCCUGCUGCCUGGAGGCCCACCCCGAGCCCGUGUCGCUACUGCGCCUCGAGCGGGGGAUACCGCAGUGCGUCCGGGGCGCCGCGCGGAACGGCCACUUCUGCGCCGUGGUGCAGGAGCCGGGCGCGGCCACCGCGUGGGUGCCGAGGAAGUUGUUGCCACCGCCCGCCGAGCUCAAGGACACGGACCACGCCACCGAGGCGGAGCCCGGCGGCGGUUGGUGCGCCCUGAGGGUAGGCUGCGCGGGCUCCGGCAAGGGCGGCCUGAAGGCCCCCCUGGUGCCAAGAGGGGGACGAUUCUUCUACUAUUACUGGAGAGACCUGUUGCCACACAUCCUGAGUCGCUAGGCUGCCAGCUUUUUGUCUAGUGCCUUUUUUGACAGCCCUGGGUCAAGAAGUUGGCCUCCAGGUGCAGAACACGC
This is a messenger RNA of Prorocentrum cordatum, 545 nucleotides long. The record is from the annotation of a GenBank genome assembly. Lineage: Eukaryota; Dinophyceae; Prorocentrales; Prorocentraceae.